AUGCUAUGGACCCGACUUGCACAGCCUGUGAGGUCCUAUGCCCGACAGGGUCUACCCAGGUCUUUCAAGCUAAAAAAUCGCAUUGUGAUCCUCACACCUAAGCGGUUCAACUCAAACCCCAAAAACACUGGCCAUAUUGAUCCCACGGAACAUAAUGAUUCGGAUGAGGGCAAAGGCCAGAAUCGCAAUGGCGAUUCAGAUCCUAAUUUCAAAUCUACUAUUCUCAAGAUGCUUGAAACAGCUGCAACCACGGCAGCAUCCAUUGGUAUCUUAGGCGCCGCUGGAUAUUGGUACCAUCAGUACUACAAAUACCUGAUUUUGGAUAAGAUGGACAAUGCGUUCAAUCCAGGUGACCCUGCCCUCGAGGUCGCGGGAGUUGUAUCUGGGAAGCACCAGUACAAUCACGAGGAACAUUGGGUUAUUCGCGACGAGCAAGCCAAAGUUGACGAGAUUGUAGCUGGGCAACAAACUGGCCACUACUAUUUGAUGAUUGGCGAGAAGGGUACGGGUAAGACAUCAAUGCUACUGGAAGCUAUGCGGAAGAUCAAUGGCAACAGCUGUGCCAUGUUUGAAGCACAUGCCGACCUCGAGAUUUUCCGAAUCCGACUGGGCAAAGCCUUGGACUAUGAAUUCCACGAGGACUAUAUUGGCAGUCUUUUCAGCAUUCGUGGACCGAGGGACACCACGGCUCUUUUGGACAUUGAACGUGCCUUCAAUAAGCUGGAGAAAGUGGCACUUGCUAGAAGGCACUCUGGCUCGACUCCUUUGAUCUUGAUCAUCAACAGUACUCAUUUAGUGAGAGAUGACCACGAUGGACAGGAUUUGCUUGAAAUGAUCCAGCAGCGUGCGGAGCAAUGGGCUGCCAGUGGUCUUGUCACAACGAUCCUUAACAGUGAUGACUAUUGGGUAUACGAACGAUUGAAGCGUUAUGCAACCCGGAUGGAGAUCAUUCCUGUAACGGAUCUGCCUAAGGACAAGGCGAUGUCUGCUCUAAAGAAAUAUCGCCAGCAGUUUCACCACGAGGUACUUCCAUAUGCAGUCCUCGAACGGGUCUAUGACAGGGUUGGUGGUCGCCUAUCCUUCUUGAACCGGGUGGCCAAGUCCCAGGAUAUGUUGAAGACUUGCGACGAGAUCUGUCGGGCCGAGAAAACAUGGUUCUUGAACAAGUGUUGGAUCCUUGGAAAGGAGAUGGACGAUGAUGUGAUGGACCAACAGAAGUACGCAUCUGCUGCUAUGGUUCUGGCGAAAGCACUUGUCGAUCUCGAGGAAGAGAUGGAGUCAAACUACCACCAAGAACGAGGGCACAUUCUACCACAAAUUGCCCUUCACGAGGCACGCGAGAUUAUGACCCGUGCUGACUUUGUCCAAUCUUACGACCACGAGAACAUCUUCACCAUUGAUUCCCGAGCUAUGGUUCGUGCUGAUUCCGUGCCUAUGCAACGUGCUUUCCAAGAAAUCUGCCAGAUAGAGAACUUCGACAACCACUUGGAGGGUACCCUGGAGCGCAUUGGAGACAUUGAGAGUCUCGGCCGUACCCGUGAGUUGACAAUCAAAGAUCUUUGGAACAAUGGCAAGUAUCAAUUCGUUAUGCGAGACCACCGCGGUCGGGAGAGUGGGACAGUGGAAUUUGCUGUGGCAGAACGCGAGGGCGAGGAUGAAGAUUAG
Molecule: messenger RNA, 1665 nt
Organism: Penicillium paradoxum
Lineage: Eukaryota; Fungi; Ascomycota; Eurotiomycetes; Eurotiales; Aspergillaceae
Product: ATP-binding protein
Exons: 5
Coding region: 1-1665 (554 amino acids)
Source: RefSeq, a predicted model, not a curated record